Messenger RNA from Aureobasidium uvarum, 834 nucleotides. NCBI's taxonomy places the organism in Eukaryota, Fungi, Ascomycota, Dothideomycetes, Dothideales, Saccotheciaceae. The record is from the annotation of a GenBank genome assembly.
UAUCCAAAGCAGUCCAACCCCGCCAACACAAUUACUAAUACUAUACAAGGCACACCCAACGGCCACAAAGUGCACAUUGCCUUUGAAGAGUUGGGUAUCAACUACAAUGUCCACAAAAUUGACAUCUCCAAGAACACUCAGAAAGAGGAAUGGUUCUUGAAGAUCUGUCGUAAGCCCACCCCUUCCGAGCCAAGCUCUCUAUUUGAUACUAACACAUCUCAGCCNAACGGCCGUAUUCCUGCCAUGGUUGACAAGACCUCAGGCAAGGACAAGCGUCUCUUCGAGGGUGGUGCCAUGCUACUCUACCUGACCGACAAGUACGACAAGGACAACAAAAUCAGCUUCGACCACGACAGUGAUGAGUACUGGGAGACCGUUGAGUGGAUCGUCUGGAUGCAAUCUGGUCUUGGACCCAUGCAGGGACAAGCAAACCACUUCUACAGAUACGCACCAGAGAAGAUUGAGUAUGGUAUCAAUCGCUACCAAACCGAGACCAAGCGCCUGUACCAAGUCUUGAACGACCGUCUCGCCGAACAGGAAAAGGCAGGCCAAGGUCUUUGGCUUGUUGGAAAUAAAUUCACCAUUGCAGAUAUUGCUUGCUUCUCCUGGGUCAACUGGGGUGCUUGGGCUGGUAUUGAGACCAAGCCGUUCCCCGAGAUCGAGAGAUGGCUGGAUGCAAUCAACGCGCGUCCUGCUGUGCAAAAGGGAGUCAACAUCCCGGACGAGUUUAAACUGAAGGAAAUCAUGAGCUCCAAGGAGAAGUCUGAGGAGCAUGCCAAGAAGGCAAGCGCUUGGGUCAUGAAGGGUCAGGAGGAGGAUCAGAAGAAGCAUGCC